Molecule: messenger RNA, 2446 nt
Organism: Hippocampus zosterae (dwarf seahorse)
Lineage: Eukaryota; Metazoa; Chordata; Actinopteri; Syngnathiformes; Syngnathidae
Gene: rhag
Product: Rh associated glycoprotein
Exons: 10
Coding region: 146-1456 (436 amino acids)
Biological process (GO): ammonium transmembrane transport; ammonium homeostasis
Cellular component (GO): plasma membrane
Molecular function (GO): ammonium channel activity
Source: RefSeq, a predicted model, not a curated record
CACUUUCUUCCCUCCCUUCACUUCAGUCACAAAGGCCUAUUGUGCGCACGCGCGUGUGUGUGUGCGCGUGUAUGUGUGAGCACGUUCCCUGCGUGUGUGUGUGUCCGCGCGAGCGCCGCAGAAAGACAACCGAGUGGGACUUGGGAUGCCUGCGUACGCCACCAACAUGAGACUCAAGUUCCCCAUGGUGGCCUUGGCUUUAGAGGUCAUCACCAUCAUCCUGUUUGCAGUCUUUGUGGUUUACGAUGACGGUAAAGGUCACGGCCACGACGCGCACGGCAACGACACGGGCCACCAGGACCCUCCGAUGAUGCUCUAUCCCAUGUUCCAGGAUGUUCACGUUAUGAUCUUCAUCGGUUUUGGCUUCCUGAUGACCUUUCUGAAGAGAUACGGCUUCAGCAGCGUGGGCAUCAACCUGCUACUGGCCGCUUUCGGCCUGCAGUGGGGCCUCCUCAUGCAGGGCAUUUGGCACCUGGACCACGGCAAAAUUAAGAUCAACAUCUUCAAAAUCAUCAACGCGGACUUCAGCACGGCCACUGUCCUGAUCUCCUUCGGGGCGGUUCUUGGUAAAACCAGUCCUGUACAGUUGCUCAUCAUGACCAUUCUCGAGAUCACCAUCUUCUCCAUCAACGAGCAUCUGGUGGCAGAAAUCAUGGGGGCUUAUGACGUCGGGGCCUCCAUGAUCAUCCACGCCUACGGAGCCUACUUCGGUUUGGCCGUGGCUCGAGUACUUUACCGACCUGGUCUGAGGAACGGGCACGAGAACGACGGCUCCGUUUACCACUCUGAUCUGUUUGCUAUGAUCGGGACGGUGUUCCUCUGGAUGUUCUGGCCCAGUUUUAACUCGGCCAUUGCCGACCCGGGUUUCACCCAACUCACCGCGGUGAUCAACACGUACCUCUCCCUGGCUGCCUGCGUCCUCUCCGCCUAUGCCAUCUCCAGCCUGGUGGAGCACAAAGGAAAAUUGGACAUGGUGCACAUUCAGAACGCCACCUUGGCCGGUGGCGUCGCCGUGGGAACGUGCGCCGACAUGAACAUCGGGCCCUUCGGGGCGAUGCUGAUCGGUUUAGUGGCGGGCAUCAUUUCCACACUGGGCUUCAAGUAUCUGACUCCUGUUUUGGCAUCUAAUCUGGGCAUCCAGGAUACCUGCGGUGUACACAAUCUGCAUGGCAUGCCGGGUAUUCUUGGAGGCUUGGCUGGUAUCGUGGCUGUGGCUUUGGGAAAAAAGGAUGGAGGGAAAGCUACUAUGCAAGCUGCUGCCUUGGCUUCGUCCCUUGGGUUCGCUUUGGUCGGUGGGGCUAUCACAGGUUUAAUAAUGAAGUUGCCUAUCUGGGGGCAACCUCCUGACCAGAACUGCUUCGAUGACUCUAUUUACUGGGAGGUCCCUGCGGAAGAAGAGGAGAAUGAGGAGAGCUUGGCUCACGCAGAUCACUCAAAGAACAAAGCAGAUGUUUAAAACUAUAGGAAAAAAAAAGUGCAACGGGGAAUCGGAUUGUUCCACAAUGCUCUUAAAUGCAGUUUGGUUUGAGUUGAGACAUUUAAAAAAAAAACAACAACAAGUAGCGCUGUGUGCAUAACACAGCAUAAUUAAACAUGUGUUAAUUGAUAUUCACAGAGUAUUAAAAUAGAGAAGUUUAAAAUAAGUUUUGAAAAUUCUGAAAGUACCGUCAAAUGCCCAUCCCUCAUGAAAGUAUAUUUGAUCAAGAUUGACCUCAAGGGUUGUUUUUACUUUUUGACACUGAAAUAAUCAACAGUUCACAAGUGAAUUAUCCCUCAGCACUGGAACAGGGCAAUGCCUGUUGGCUUUUUUUUAAUCUUUAAUAAAUGUACUAGCAUGUUUUUUUUAAACCAUUUUUACACAUUAGAAUAACAUAUAUUUUUAUUUUUGCUUUCAAACUGUUAUUUUCACAAGUAACUCUUUGGGGAAAGACAGGGACAAAACAGGGCUCCACUUGACCACAUCACACUUACCUUUUGACCUUCACUGUUCCUGUGAUGAACCAACGUGUGUGUGUACACUGUGGCUCAUUUUGUUACUAUUUUUAUGACAUAAAUUGUAUUCUUCUAUGUACAUACAAGUUCACACAUUGAUGAAUUGAUAUGGUCAGUUUGGUUGUAGCCCUGCAGUGUAAAAAGAAUCAGUCCACAAUUUCUAUUUUACCAGAUGAUGACAGAGGACAAAAGUUACAGAUUUUCACAUGAAAUGCAUCAUGCCACCAUUCUUUGAAUCAAAUGAUUUUUAUGUGUAUGUGUGUGUGUGCGUUACAAAAAAGGGCUGUGGGUGUUAUCAAACUGACUUAAGUAGAUAGUAAUCAAUUCAACUUAUUUGGAUAGCUGCGUGAUACUUUGAAUAAUGACAAGCAUUUUUUUUAAAUUUGUGCUUCUUGUAUUUGUAUAAUGUACUAACGCUGCCUUAAUAAAUGUUUUGUACAUUAUUAUAAAAAUA